Messenger RNA from Perkinsus marinus ATCC 50983, 351 nucleotides. RefSeq names its product splicing factor, putative. Gene Ontology annotation, biological process: mRNA splicing, via spliceosome. NCBI's taxonomy places the organism in Eukaryota, Perkinsozoa, Perkinsida, Perkinsidae. Gene Ontology annotation, molecular function: RNA binding. The coding region runs from base 1 to 351 and encodes 116 amino acids. Gene Ontology annotation, cellular component: U2 snRNP; catalytic step 2 spliceosome; precatalytic spliceosome. The record is from RefSeq and is a predicted model, not a curated record. The transcript is spliced from 4 exons.
AUGGCCUCGCGUGGACGAGUACGGCUGCCUCCUGAGGUUAAUAGGAUAUUAUAUGUGAGGAAUCUUCCGUACAAAAUAAAGCCGGAUGAGUUGUAUGAUGUUUUUGGUAAGUUCGGUUCCAUUCGGCAAAUACGGAAGGGAAACGCUCCUGGCACUAAGGGAACCGCAUUCGUUAUCUACGAUGAUAUUUAUGAUGCGAAGAAUGCAGUAGAUCACCUCAGUGGCUUCAACGUGGCGGGACGGUACUUGGUGUGUCUCUACUACAGCGCUACACGCCUCCAGAAGAAGCUGGAUACGCAGGGCCAGAAAGAGGAGAUAGAGCGACUAAAGCGAGAGCAUAAUCUCGAGUAG